Messenger RNA from Metarhizium brunneum ARSEF 3297, 945 nucleotides. RefSeq lists its product as uncharacterized. Gene Ontology annotation, molecular function: metal ion binding; alcohol dehydrogenase (NAD+) activity. Lineage: Eukaryota; Fungi; Ascomycota; Sordariomycetes; Hypocreales; Clavicipitaceae. The record is from RefSeq and is a predicted model, not a curated record. Gene Ontology annotation, cellular component: mitochondrion.
AUGAAUACAACCACCACUUCACCCACGACUGGUGACCCUUUUGCCCUGACGACCUCGCCUACCAACUCGCCACCGUUGUCCGCCACGGCCAAGAGCCACCGUCCCUCUGACGGUGCUGCUGUCGCCAGUGGAAGCGGUAUAGGUGUUGCUGCUAAUCGACGUGCGAGUUCCUCUGCUGGUUCUGGCUCAGCUACCAGAGCCCGGUCGUCUGCCCGCAGCUCACGUUCUAGCUCCUCCAAAUCUACGCGAACCGAAGGAUCUCACUCAGAGCCCAGGUCGCCCCGGGUUGUGUACGGUCGCGGCACAAUAGAACGCCUUCCUACGGAGCUUGGCCGCUUGUGUGCGUCUUCGCCAUUAAUCGUCUCCAGUCCAUCAAGAGUCGCUUUAGCCCGACGUAUUCAAAGUCUCAUCCCGAACCUCAACUCACGGAUCCUCGACUCGGCCGUUGUCAACGUGCCAGCUCGUGUUGUGGACGACGCAGUCUCUCGCAUAGACGAUCGGGACGUCGUCAUCAGCGUCGGAGGAGCCUCAGCUGUUGGUUUGGCCAAAGCUAUUGGAUGUCGCAAGGGCAUCCCUCACGUUUUCAUUCCUACAACAUACAGCGGAUCCGAAAUGAUGCCUCUGCUCCUUGAUGCAUAUCCCGCAAGACACAGCAACAGGGGGGAUAUAGGUACUAGCAGCAACGGUGGCUAUAAGUCAAGUGGUCGCCGUCACCGCGAGCGUGAGCAGGGCUCGUCCUCACGCCGCAGCAAUGGAGCACGCACCACUUCCUUCCGCGACCCGAGAGUUCUACCUUCAGUCAUUAUAUAUGAUGAAGAUCUCGCAACGAGCUUGCCCAAGCGCAUAUCUGCACCCACUGAUGAAGCAGCCAUGGCACGAUCAACUGAGCUGCGGAAAGAGGACGAAACCGCGCAAUGGAGCUACAUCCAUCUCCCUGGUGUCUAA